AUGUUAGCAACUACAGCACCAAACUCUUUAGUUAUGAACCCAACUUCAAUGUUAGUAGAGAUGAAAAGCUUCAUUCCUUCUUCAUAUACUUUCGAAACAGAAAUCCAGAAGAUAAAGCAAGAACUUCUCCAAGGAGAUUUAGACUGUAGUGCGAAAGAUGAAACAAAUGAACAAUAUCUUUAUGAAAUGCAGGAUAUUAUUGACCAUCUACCUAAACUUCCUGAAAUACAACAACAAAAGCUUACUAUUCCUGAAUUCGAUGAAAUAGAAGUCAAAGCAACUGACUCAGUAGAAAUAAAGAAGUUCAUACGAAAG
This is a messenger RNA of Trichomonas vaginalis G3, 315 nucleotides long. Its product is annotated as organellar and viral DNA polymerase type B. NCBI's taxonomy places the organism in Eukaryota, Parabasalia, Trichomonadida, Trichomonadidae. The transcript has a single exon. The annotation marks the transcript as partial. The record is from RefSeq and is a predicted model, not a curated record.